GGGGAGGGAUAGGAAGGCUAUAAAGGCAGAGUGGAGGCCUGUUCUGGGGAGCACACCCCCUGGUCACAAAGAACUUGCUCGCUGCGUGUGGAUCUGUCAUACUACUGGAGUGACAGCACGUCGGGGCAGAGGAAUCUCCAGCCCAUGAAACACAGCAAUGGCUAAGGUCUUCAGGAAAAGGAGUGUCAACGGGUCGAUCUCCCUCUACCUGGGCAGGAGGGACUUUGUGGACCGUAUAGACACAGUGGACACUGUGGAUGGGGUGGUAAAGGUGGACCCAGCAGAGCUGAAAGGGAGAAAAGUAUUGGUACAGCUGGCUUGUGCUUUCCGCUAUGGCCGAGAUGACCUGGAUGUGAUCGACCUCUCCUUCAAGAGACACAUUUGGAGCCAAACGAUUCAGGUCUACCCUGCGACGGGUGAGGCUGAUCUGGCUACCACACCUACUCAGGAGAUCCUGGUGAAGAAGGCUGGGGACCAGGGACACCCCUUCACCUUCACACUUCCAAAAGAUCUGCCCUGCUCUGUUUCUAUUCAGCCUGCAGCACGGCAUGCUGGGAAGCCUUGUGGCGUGGACUUUGAGGUCAAGGCGUACAUUGGAAAUGAGCAGGAUGGCCUGAAAGAGAAAGAGGACAACAUAGAUAGCUGCAGCUUCAUCAUUCGUAAGAUCCAAUACGCCCCGAGCCGGACCAGCGCGGGACCCAGGGCCAGCAUCAAAAAGAGGUUCCUGAUGUGCACCAAGGCCGUGUUCCUGGAAGCGUCUCUGGAUAAGGAGGUCUACUGCCAUGGUGAGCCAAUCUCCAUCACAGUGAAAAUCAACAACAACACCGGCAAGGUAGUGAAGAAAAUCAGAAUAACCAUUGAUCAGACCACAGAUGUCCUGCUGUACUCCGCAGACAAAUACACCACAUCGAUCCUGUAUGAGGAAUUUGCAGACCAAGUCCACGGCAACACAACUUUCGAGAAGGUUUAUCAAGUAACUCCUCUUCUGGGCAACAACAAAGACAAGCUUGGCUUGGCCCUAGAUGGCAAACUGAAGGACGAGGACACCGACCUGGCCUCUACCACGCUCAAACGGCCUGGCAUGGAUAAAGAGAUCCUAGGAAUCCUGGUGUCCUACAAAAUCAAGACCAUCCUCAUGGUGUCUCGAGGUGGCCUCUUGGGAGACCUCACAGCAAGAGAUGUGAGUGUGGAGCUACCCCUUGUCCCGAUGUCCCCCAAACCAGCAGGUGAGAAUCUCUCUUGUGAAAAUCAGGGAACCUGAACAUGGAUGUGCUUUCAACUGAAUAAACAAAAUGUCUUUGAAAUAAAGUAUAUACUGAACGAGAAAUACUGUGUUAGUGUAGCAUAAUAGCACUGAGUGCAGAGUGUUCUUUUUCAUUCAGGCUAAAAGUGUUUCUGUUUUGUUAUUGUGCAGAUGCUUUUUGUCUGCUGCUCAGCUAUUGCUAGUGGUAACCAUGUGCUCUCUCUCUCUCACUGCUGAUCACUGCAUGAAGAUAUGUAAGUAAAAAUUCCAUAUAUGGCAAAGCUGUCACACCAACGAUGAAGACAUUGACGACACAAGGCAUCAGGAUAUCAGCACACCUGACAGCCGUAUAGCAUAGCAUGAUUGGGCAUCUUAAGUCAUAAUAAUAUGACGAGUAUUUUAUGAAGAGCAAGGAGACUGCAGAAGACAUAGCUGCCCCCUCCUGUGUGAGCCUCACAUGACACGGGGGGAGCUGGAGUGUGGCCAUCUUCACUCUAACCUUCAGGCACAGGGAGCUUAGAAAAUUGAAGACAACAGAUGGAGAAAUGCACAUCAAACUGCAGAAGCAAAAGAAGAGCCAGACACCAAGCGGGGGGCAGGCAGAACGCCGGGCAGUACUGAGAAAUGAAAGCAGCCACACACCCUACGACAGGGCUGCCAAUUCUCACGCAUCUGGCGUGAUACUCCUGCUCUCUGGCUCUCAUGCUCAAAUCUAUAUCAUUCAAUUACAAACCUAAAAUUAGCGACGUCAAAAGUGUUGGGGUCAUUUACAAACCCUGCCGACUGUUUUCAAGGUAAUAAAACUGUUACAUACAUGUAAA
Messenger RNA from Paramormyrops kingsleyae, 2064 nucleotides. It is a transcript of the gene arr3b, whose product is annotated as arrestin 3b, retinal (X-arrestin). Lineage: Eukaryota; Metazoa; Chordata; Actinopteri; Osteoglossiformes; Mormyridae. Gene Ontology annotation, biological process: signal transduction; visual perception; G protein-coupled receptor internalization. Gene Ontology annotation, molecular function: G protein-coupled receptor binding. The record is from RefSeq and is a predicted model, not a curated record.